CGGCGUUGUCGUCGCGUCCCUCCCUUUAAACAGUUGCUUUUUUCUCUUCAGCGUUCAGCGACCGUCGGCGCCAUAUUGACGAUUACAACGCUUUCUGCAAAACCCUGAAAAACACCGUUUUUGCCAAAAUGCUGUACUUAGAGGACUAUCUCGAAAUGAUCGAGCAGCUACCCAUGGAUCUCCGCGACAGGUUUACGGAAAUGCGCGAGAUGGACCUGCAAGUGCAGAAUGCUAUGGACCAGCUGGAGCAGCGAGUUAAUGAGUUUUUUUCCAACGCUAAGAAGAACAAACCUGAAUGGAGGGAGGAGCAGAUGGAGGUUAUUAAGAAGGACUAUUAUAAAGCGUUGGAAGAUGCAGAUGAAAAAGUCCAGUUAGCCAAUCAAAUCUAUGAUCUGGUGGAUCGGCAUUUGCGGAAGUUGGAUCAGGAGCUUGCAAAAUUCAAAAUGGAGCUUGAAGCGGACAACGCAGGCAUUACAGAGAUCCUGGAAAGACGAUCGCUGGAAAUGGACAGUCCUUCACAACCUGUCAAUAACCAUCACGUUCACUCACACGUCGCUGGAGAAAAGAGGAAGUACAGCGCGCCAACUCACCACACUACUGAGCAUGUGCCAGAGAAGAAGUUUAAAUCCGAAGCUCUGCUCUCGACACUCACAUCAGAUGCCACCAAAGAGAACACGCCGGGCUGCAGAGUAAACAACACAUCCUCGUCGUCCAACAAUGUGUAUAAUGUGAACUCCUCUCAAUCUCUGUCCUCCUACAACCUGAGCUCUCUGCCAAUGGGUCCAGCAGCCGGUGCAGGGGCCAUCAGUAUGGCUGCCGCUCAGGCAGUGCAGGCCACAGCACAGAUGAAGGAGGGCAGGAGGACGUCGAGUAUGAAGGCUUCCUAUGAGGCCAUUAAGAACGACAUCCUGGCUCGAGACUUUGCUUCGAGCAGAGAAUCUUCUGGCUACAUGUCCUCGACUCUGGCGUCCACUCUCACACAGAACCUGACCACCAGCAACAGCUCAGACUCCCGCGCAGGACGGAAGAGCAAAAACAACAACAAGUCUUCCAACCAUCAGUCCUCGUCAUCCUCGUCCUCUUCUUCCCUGUCUUCCUGUUCCUCCUCCUCGGCUCUGGCUCAUGAGCUGGCCCAGCAGACGGCUGUGUUACCUGAGAGUGACAGCAGUGGCCAAGUGGACUGGACUUAUGACCCCAACGAGCCCCGCUACUGCAUUUGCAACCAGGUGUCUUAUGGUGAGAUGGUUGGCUGUGAUAACCAGGAUUGUCCCAUCGAAUGGUUCCACUACGGCUGUGUGGGCUUGACUGAGGCACCCAAAGGAAAGUGGUAUUGCCCACAGUGUACUGCAGCCAUGAAGAGGAGAGGAAGCAGGCAUAAAUAAACAUUCAUCACGCCAGAGCUGACCCCAAAAAACUCUCAACCCAUUCUCACUGCCUGAUUCUACCCCUGUUCUCCUCGUACAAAAAAAAAAAAAGAGAGAGAAAGAAUGAAAAACUGUGCGGGAGAAGUCUUCAAUGUGAUUUCCAGUUUGUAAAAUGUGAAAAUUAUCUUUUAAGGAAACUGUGUGUAAAUGUAAGACGAGACGGGACCUUUAAUUUUUAACUUCGAGUAAAGUCCUGAUCGGUGUAGGGGAGGGUUGUUAAUAUGCGUUCAACUCUCAGACAUUCCUCAGCUUGCCAUGCGUGAUGGUAAGGGUCGUAACCUCCAGCACAAAUUGGUGCAUCUCACUCCUAUUAAUCCAUAUUUGCAGAGACGAAACAAAUGGAAAUGUAAACUUUGGACCCCUGGAAAAUCACAUGACGCGCACGAUGCCUCUGAAUGAGAUGGCACUGAAGAUACUGGUGUUUUCUGGAAGUAUUUGUGUGUUUAGUACACCAGGGGCUUUCAAUCCAAGCCCUGGAGUUCCCCCUGCACUGCUGAUUUAGUGUUUUCCCUGCUCUAAAAUGCACAUUUUUAAACUCAUGCAGGGUUCAGUAAUGAGCUAGUGAGUGGAUUCAGGUCUGUUGGGAGCAGGUAAAACACUAAAUGCCCUGUACCGCUGCACUUCAUGACCAGAAAUAUGAGAUGCGCUGCAGUAGGUAUAUUGAAAUGUGCUUCACUUGGGAAUGAAACCUCAUAUCACCCAAGACAUCACACAAGGAAUUUGUGCUUAUCUGUAAGAGUGCAUUUCUUUACAUAUUAGUCAGGAUGUCAUUCAGUAGAAUGCACAAAUGAAAACAAAUGUAUUUUAUAAAAAAAUAAAAAAUUUGCACACUUGCAGAUAAGCAUACUAUUUUGGCUGGGCCAUUAAAGCCAGGUGCUGCCAGGUGUACUAUAAGAAAGAACACAGUGAUUUUGUUUGUGUGUGUGUGUGUGUGUGUGUGUGUGUGUUAUGAUGUGAUGUGUACAUGAUGUGUGUGAAUGUGUAGUCUGGCCUGCACUGAAUUGGUGACUUAAAGUUUCCUGAUGGGGCGAAAAAAAAUAAAACGAUCAAUAAUUUUGCUA
This is a messenger RNA of Clarias gariepinus (North African catfish), 2485 nucleotides long. RefSeq names its product inhibitor of growth family, member 3 (gene ing3). The record is from RefSeq and is a predicted model, not a curated record. NCBI's taxonomy places the organism in Eukaryota, Metazoa, Chordata, Actinopteri, Siluriformes, Clariidae. The transcript has 12 exons. Bases 129 to 1382 code for a protein of 417 amino acids. Gene Ontology annotation, cellular component: NuA4 histone acetyltransferase complex. Gene Ontology annotation, biological process: regulation of DNA-templated transcription.